UUUUCUUUUCUUUUUUUUUUUUUUUUAUCACAUGAAUAACUAAUGAAAUCCAUCCAUGAAACACACCCAUCCGAUUCUGCGGCUCUAAUUCCAGCGACUGGACCAGACUCUGCGACCGUCGCCAACUGAGACUUUGCACAUAACGAAACCUUUUUCUUUUCCCGCGAACACAGCAGCAACCGCAACAGCCACAGAAGCAGCAACCAACACCAAACCACGCACCUACCUACUCACCACGCACAAACCAAACCAAACUAAACCAAAUCAUGUCCUCUCCACCGCCCACGAACCCACUGAAGCGGCCCUCGAUCUCCUCGUCGGCCUCGCAGCCGGCGGCGGGCUUCAACCCCAAGCGGGCGCGCAUGCACCCGCUCCGGCAGACCUCGUUCCCGAGCACGAUGGACCCGGACGCGGUGGCGUCGUCGCGGGCCUACAGCGACGCCGGCAGCGUCACGGGCAGCUUCACGGGCAGCCUGGGCGGCACCAGCGCGGACGGGGUGUUCCUCACGGCCAAGGGCAAAAAGCGCGGGCGCAAGAGCAAGGCCGAGAAGGAGCGCGAGCUGCGUGCCGAGGAGGGGAGUCUACGGGCGGGAAUGAUGAUGGAUCGGAUGGGGUCUGUGGAUGCGGAGGGCGCGUCGGUGAGGGCCGGUGGUGGCGGAGGGGUGGCAGGGGGAGGUGGUGGUGCAGGAGGGGAUGAUGCCGAUGAGGAGGAUGAUUUUGAUGAUGAGGGGGAAUUAUUGGGUAGGGAGGAGGGGACGACGACGGAUACGGAGGCGGAGAAGAAGAAUCUUGCAUUACUCGUGGACGCGUUUAAUCCGCUGCAGUCGGAGCGAUACGAUCUGUUCAAGCGGGCGAAGCUACGAAAGGAGACGCUACGGAGAAUUGUCAAUCAUGCGCUCUCGCAAUCGGUGCCGGCUAGUGUGGUGACGACGAUUAACGGAUUUACCAAGGUGUUUGCGGGUGAGAUUAUCGAAAAGGCUCGAACGGUGCAGGCGGAAUGGGCCGAAGCUCAUGACCAGGCGGCCUUAGCUGCUGCUGCUGUGGCGGCGUCCAGUUCGACCGCGACGAACCAUUAUCCCGGAGUGGUCAAGCCACAGGGCAUGAUAGAUAGAGGCGGACCACUGCUGACGACGACUUCGGCCAAAAACGAAAUAAAGGCCAAAUUGCCUCCCAAUCCGCACCGGGGCCAGCUCCUCCCGGCCCAUUUGAGGGAAGCGCUUCGGCGGUAUAAGCGAGAUGGGGAAGGAGGUGGCGUUGGAUUCUCCGGAUUGAGUAUGGGCAAUCUGGGGGUUCGGGGGUCGGUGACUUGGGCUGCAGGUAGCGUCGGAGGACGGCGCAUCUUUCGCUGAUGAGCCGGCCAAGAGUCCAAGACUUUUAGGGACUGAAUCAUGAAGAGGAAUGGGUUUUGGUCGGGUGGGGGGGGGAGAGAAAGAGGGAAUGAGAGAGGGCGAGGGUACAAAGUGCCAAGAAAAAAGAGACCCAUCCAUCAUCCCUACCGUGGGUAACCCUGGGGGUCUGCCAGUGUCAAGUGAGUGAGUGUGAGUGAGUGAGUGUACGGUACUCUUCCCCGUUUAUUUUUUUUUUCUUUGCUUCUUCUUUUCUUUUCUUCUUUAUUCUCUAGGCUCCAGGCUUCGUUGGCCAUCUGCCAUCUGCCGAAGAAGCGAAGGAUGGUGACAGGUCGGCGAUGGCGAUGUUUUAGACUAAUAAAACGCACUUGUCUCCAUUAUAGUGAGAUGGGUUUCAAUGGAGGCUUGAUAGUCAUGGAUCAACGCAACGCAACGCAACGGCAAAAGAAAAAGAGGGGGGGAGAAGACACUUGUGGCUUAUCGGUCUAUAAU
Messenger RNA from Aspergillus uvarum CBS 121591, 1838 nucleotides. RefSeq names its product transcription initiation factor TFIID subunit 11 family protein. The transcript is spliced from 2 exons. The record is from RefSeq and is a predicted model, not a curated record. Lineage: Eukaryota; Fungi; Ascomycota; Eurotiomycetes; Eurotiales; Aspergillaceae. Gene Ontology annotation, biological process: transcription initiation at RNA polymerase II promoter; RNA polymerase II preinitiation complex assembly. Bases 267 to 1349 code for a protein of 360 amino acids. Gene Ontology annotation, molecular function: transcription coactivator activity; protein heterodimerization activity. Gene Ontology annotation, cellular component: nucleus; transcription factor TFIID complex.